Messenger RNA from Canis lupus familiaris (dog), 2777 nucleotides. It is a transcript of the gene SUGCT, whose product is annotated as succinyl-CoA:glutarate-CoA transferase. The transcript has 14 exons. Bases 14 to 1330 code for a protein of 438 amino acids. Gene Ontology annotation, molecular function: catalytic activity. NCBI's taxonomy places the organism in Eukaryota, Metazoa, Chordata, Mammalia, Carnivora, Canidae. The record is from RefSeq and is a predicted model, not a curated record.
GGCGAGGCGCGCGAUGCUGGCGGCGGCGGCGAGGCUCGCGGCGCUGCGGGGAACCUGCCUGCUCUCCGGCCCGGGCGGCGGGCGGGGCUUGCGGAGCGGCCGCGCGCGCUCAGAUACUGACAAUAUGAAGCCACUGGAGGGUAUAAAAAUUCUGGACAUGACAAGAGUACUGGCGGGACCGUUUGCUACUAUGAAUUUAGGAGAUCUUGGAGCAGAAGUUAUAAAAGUGGAAAGACCAGGAGCUGGCGAUGAUACACGAACUUGGGGACCACCUUUUGUGGGGAGAGAAAGUGCUUAUUUUCUCAGUGUUAAUCGAAAUAAAAAAAGUAUAGCUGUUAAUAUCAAGGAUCCAAAAGGAGUGAAAAUCAUCAAAGAGCUUGCAGCUGUUUGUGAUGUAUUUGUGGAAAACUAUGUCCCUGGCAAACUGUCUGCAGUGGGCCUGGGAUAUGAAGAUAUAGACAAGAUUGCUCCUCACAUCAUCUACUGUUCCAUCACAGGAUAUGGUCAGACAGGUCCACUGUCUCAGCGAGCUGGUUAUGAUACUGUUGCCUCUGCUUUUGGUGGUCUGAUGCAUAUCACAGGGCCUAAGGAUGGCGAUCCAGUUCGUUCAGGAGUGGCCAUGACUGAUCUUGCUACUGGCCUGUAUGCGUAUGGAGCCAUUAUGGCUGGAUUGAUACAAAGAUACAAAACUGGGAAAGGACUGUUCAUUGAUUGUAACCUACUGUCAUCUCAGGUGGCAUGUUUGACUCACAUAGCUGCUAAUUAUCUUAUUGGCCAAAAGGAAGCAGAACGUUGGGGCACAGCUCAUGUCAGCAUUGUUCCUUAUCAGGCUUUUAAAACCAAGGAUGGAUUUCUUGUGGUUGGAGUAGGAAAUAACCAACAGUUUGCUACUGUGUGCAAGAUCUUGAAUUUGCCUGAACUGAUUGAUGACCCCAAGUAUAAAACUAAUCACCUUCGUGUACAGAAUAGAAAGGAGCUUAUCAAAAUACUAUCUGCACGGUUUGAAAAAGAAAUGACCAGCAAGUGGUUAUACCUCUUUGAAGGCAGUGGAGUUGCGUACGGCCCAAUCAACAACAUGAAGGAAGUAUUUGCAGAACCCCAGGUGUUACACAAUGACCUCAUUAUGGAGAUGAAGCAUCCAACCGCGGGGAAGAUAGCAGUCCCAGGCCCAGCUGUGAGAUACAGUAAGUUCAAGAUGUCAGAAGCCAGGCCGCCUCCCCUGCUUGGGCAGCACACGACACACAUCCUGAAGGAGGUCCUCAGAUACGACGACAAGGCCAUUGGGGAGCUGCUCAGCGCUGGAGUGGUGACCCAACAUGAAGCUGAAUGAUGAAAAAUGCUCUUUCUCAAAAACCAUAAUCUGAAUGUACUUUGCUAGCAAAGGCAAUAGUCUUUCUGGACCCUUGCUCCCCAGUUCUGGUGCCUGCCUCUGCAAAGAAAAGUUAGAGUAAUUCCAGAUUUCCUGCCUGGCGCCUCCAGAAUGGCCUUGGUAUCAAUGCAUCUAGAGCUUUCUAACCGUAUCCCACCUUUUGCUCCUUACCAUUCUCCCCCACACACACACCACCACAGAUAAUAGAUUAAUUGUGGAUUUGUGGGAUUUUUUUGUGAAGACUUUUUUUUCCUGGAAAAAUACAUUGCUCAUUCUAAUUACAUUAAUAGCCUAAACGUUUGCCCCUCCACCCGCGCAGGUCUGAAAAAGAGCAGAUCUCUUGACGUUCUCUACUUGCACAUAAAGUCUUCAUUUAAACCUUUGUUAGGAAGUCAAAGCAAUAAGCAGAAUGACAGUUUUAGUGAUUGAUUUUAAACAGAAUAACUUAAUUUUGAGCUCAUGAACCCUUUGUUAAUCUGUAAUUUAAACCAUGGGCUUUGCUGAUGUCCAUUAUAAAACUGAGUUUCAUUCUCCCCAUGGGGGUAAAUAUUGGCUUUAUGUUGUAUUUCUCUGAUUAUUUCAUGAUACAUGGCAGAAAAUCAAUUUCCAUCGAUGCAUUUUGGAGGGUAUGUAUCUAUCUGCAUUCGGGGAUGAAGAGUUCCUCUUUAAUCAGUACCUGAUUUUGAGCCAAGUACAAAUGCAAUAGGUUUUUAAAUGAGUGUUAAAUGACUAUCUAGGUAUUACAUAAUGUUUACAUAAUAGAAGAAUAAAAGGAAAACAUUCCUUUGUAAUCUGAAUGCUCACUGUAGAAGAAUAUAUCAUGCCUUAAUAUUAAGUAUUUGCAUUUAAGUAUUUUAAGUAUUUAAGUAUUUGUCAAAGAACUUAAAGUAUAGAAAAUACUUUCUGUGCAGAAGGUGGCACCUGAUUUGACUCUAUGUUCCAGGACAGAUUGUCACUCAGACUGCCAGUCACCCAAACCCAGGUACAGACCAAGGAAUCAAAUGGCCUCAUGAUCGAUAUCCUGACAUGAUCUAAAUUCAUGACCGUUAGGCACUCGUAUUUGAUAGCCAUGUCAUGACAUACCAAGUGGUAAUUGAAAGUUAAGUUAGAGAUGCUCAUCUUUCAAACUGUGAUUUAUAGCUGGUUUUCCUUUCGUGUUCUUUUUUUUGGGGGGGGGGAUGAUUUGAGCCAUUUAUCCAUGCUAUAAGCCCCAAUAUGUUUCUAGAAUCAAGGAUUCCAAGUAAAUAGGAAAUGUGUCCUCUCACAAGGCCCCGUGGUGUGUCUUAGAAGACUGCCUACUAAUUCCUGGAAGACUUACUGUCCUCCCUGCCUUGCUGUUUGUGAACAUUUUACUCUGAGGCACCCCUGCUGUCAUUCCACAAGUUAGAAUUUCAUCAUACAAGGGUAA